AAGCAAAUCUCAGUACUCGGCGCCCCUCCUCUCCACCUUCCGUUGCGGCUUGCUUCGCUCCUCCGACCAUGGAUUGGAUCGGUGAUGGGCGGCCUUCUCCUUCGGGCUCCGCCUUCUGGUCGUGGGUGGUUCCGACGCCAGCAGAGGGUGUGCAUCUCAGCGCCAGCAGAAUCGCCGCCAACGUCGCCCUCUCUUCGAGAUCGUCUCCCUCUUCGGCUCCCUUCUCUCGCCGCCGGCAACGUCUGCCGCCUCCAGCACAUCAACGAAAAUUCGCCUAGAUUUGUGGCGAAACUAAUUGCAAAGGUCGAGAAAACAGGAGCUUGUGCUGGUGUUAUCAACGAGGAGAAAACAAGCGUAGCCCGAAAG
This is a messenger RNA of Striga asiatica, 366 nucleotides long. Lineage: Eukaryota; Viridiplantae; Streptophyta; Magnoliopsida; Lamiales; Orobanchaceae. The record is from the annotation of a GenBank genome assembly.